AUGAAUACAAGUUAUGAUUUAGAUACUUCGACACCAAAUAUAAUUAAUCGAAAUAAAUAUUUUGAAUCAUUAAUGGAUUUUUCUACACCGAUGAGUACAAUAUCUACUCGUUGGAUGAAUAAUACAAAAACUAGUCAUUCUAAUGAGAAAAUUUCUUCAGAUAAUAGUCAAAAUUCAACAGUAAUUAAUGAUACAAUUAUUGAUAUGAAUGAUACAAUUAUUGAUAAACUUUUACAAAAAUUUAACGAACAUAAAAUUAAUUUUCAUAAUACACAAAAUUAUCUUAAUCUACUUGAUAAUCAUUUAUGUGAAAUAACAACAAUUCUUAAUCAAUUACAAAAUCCAUUAAGUUAUAAUUCAUUACUUAAACCAACGACUGAUGAAUUAGAAACUCGCUUAUUACAAAUGUCAAUUAAACGCGAACAAAUUCGAACAGCUAUUAAUAAUUUUCAUCAAUCACCAACAAUCAGUGAAACACUUAAUGAUAUUAUUCAACAAAUAUCACCAUCUACAUCAAAAAGAACAGAUUCAACGAUUUCUUAUAGUGAAUUAAUCAAUGCUAUAAAAUUAAGUAUGAAACAAAAAACAAAUUUAAUUGAACAUUUUUAUCAAGAAGAAAUUCAUAUGAAACAUCGAAUAAAUGAUUAUUAUUCAAAAAUGAAACAACGACAAUAUAUACUUUUACAAUUAGUUGAAAAAAUUCUUGAACAACAAAAAGAAAAUGAAAAAUAUGUUGAAGAAAUUAAUCUUGAUAAACCACAAUUUGAUAAACAUAGUGAACAAUUAACUGAAUUUAAUAAACUUAAUGAAGAAUAUCAACUACUUCAAGAUGAAAAUCGAUUAUUAAAAUAUAAAACGAAAGAAAAUAUUAAUAGACUUUAUACUUUUAUUAAUCAAACAACAGAAUAA
Adineta steineri is the source of this 909-nucleotide messenger RNA. The record is from the annotation of a GenBank genome assembly. Lineage: Eukaryota; Metazoa; Rotifera; Eurotatoria; Adinetida; Adinetidae.